CUAUUUGUGACCAAACAAGACUUUUUGACAUGAAAAACAUAAGCCUGAACGCUGCUGUACCUUUCUUUCAACUUCAUGUGUUUUGGCAAGGAAAUUUCUGUGUCACAAACCGGAAGGCGGUGAAAGCUUCUUUUCCCUUUCCUUUUCUCGUUGUGUAAAAAAUUGGCCCAGAAUUGCUGCUAGUGAAAGGAAAUCGACAGCCUAAGACUUGCUAUGGCAUCGACGCUGUCAAUGUUGGCUACUUUCACCAUUAUCCGCAGCACAUUCAAUGACUUCAUCCCGAAGGAAAUAAGAGAGUACUUGUGGAGUUUCAUUCGCCGUUUCUCAUCGGAGUUCACCUUGGUUAUCGAAGAAUCACACGAUGGGUCAAGCAACCAUCUUUUCAAGGCCGCCGUGGCAUACCUUGGUAGCCAUGUGCUGUCUGCUUCAUCUGCUGCUGAUUCUCCCAAACGGCUCACUGUAGGGAAGAAUGAGAAUGUGAGGAUGUUCGCUUUUGGCCUUGAUAGACACUCCGAGAUUGUGGAUUUCUUCCAUGGUGUUCCCAUGAAAUGGAAGUACAAUUCCGAUGCUAACACGAAUAAUAAUCAACUGACAUCUGAAUCGAGGUGGUAUGAGCUCAGUUUUCAGAAGAAGCACGCUGAGAUGGUGAAGAGCAAGUAUCUCCCUCAUGUGGUUGCCAUGGCGAGAAAGCUGAAGAACCAGAACCGGAUGGUGAAGUUUCAUAGCAUCAGGCGUGAGAGGUGGUGCUCGAGUGCUGUCAAUCUAGAGCAUCCCAUGACAUUCAAUACUCUGGCCAUGGAUGGAGAUCUCAAGAAAGAUAUCAUCGAAGACCUUGACAGCUUUAUCAAUGGCAAGGAGUACUACAAGAAAAUUGGAAAAGUAUGGAAGCGUGGUUACUUGCUUUAUGGUCCUCCAGGAACUGGAAAAUCAAGUUUGAUAGCAGCCAUGGCAAAUCAUCUGAACUUUGAUAUUUACAACCUGAAUUUAUCUGCAGUGAACUCGGAUUCCUCCCUCGAGUAUUUGUUGCUUCAUGUGUCAAAUCGUUCCAUCCUUGUCAUUGAAGAUAUUGACUGCACAGUCAAACUACAGAACCGGCAAGCAGGAGAUGAAACAGGGAGUUACCCACAUGUACAGGUGACGCUUUCGGGACUUUUGAAUGCCAUUGACGGCCUAUUGUCAUGCUGCGGAGAUGAGAGGAUUAUUGUUUUCACCACCAACUACAAGGACAGAAUUGAUCCAGCUUUGUUGCGAGCAGGUCGUAUGGACAAGCACAUAUGCUUGUCCUAUUGCACAGUCUCCACCUUCAAGCAACUCGUAGCCAACUACCUUGGCAUUUCUAAUCAUGAUCUCUUUUGUCAUAUUGAAAAGAUAAUGGAAGGGAUUAAAGUUUCCCCAGCUGAAGUUGCUGGUGAACUGAUGAAGUCCAAAGAUCCCAAAACUUGUCUGAAUGGCCUAAUUCAGUUUCUAGAGAGCAAGGCAUCGGAGGCAACUUCGGAAAGAACAAAGCCGGAGGGAGAAGGCAGUAGCAAUCCCAAGCAGGAGCAAGGAUGUAAAAGCAAGGAUGCCACUAAAACUGAUAUCACAAAUGGUGACUCUCCAAAUCAUAACGCAAUUACAUUUCUAGCAGUUGGUUCCAAUCCAACGACAGCUGGUGAGUAUACAGUAGAGGCAGAACUAGCACCUAUCCUUAGAGCAGUUCUUUUAAAACAUGGAGACAUCGUUGCCAACAGCUCAUUGAAUUCAAUGCAAUGCCGUUCAUCUCUCCUGGAGAUUGCCUGUGGCAUUAUCCAAAAACUACAAGCAGUGAAAUUGGAAGAUGUGACUGAACUUGAGCUUCAGUCCAUGCUUACAAGUGUUUCUGAUUUGGAAUCCUUAAAGGUGCAAAUUAGUUGGCUCCAUAAGAGACUAGAUGAAAUUGUGGAGGCACUGCAACUAGUCAAGCAGUCUUCCACCCUCAAUGAAGACAUGAGGAGAAAUCUUCAAGAAAUUGUGGAAUUGGAGAAAGAGCUGGAAAGUUGCGACAUACAAAAACCAGAGCAAGAAAAGAAAUCCCUCCAAAUUCAGGAAAUGAAGGCUGUGACCGAAAAGCUUUCCGAAACAGUCUCAAGCACUGAGGCAAAACUGAGUUAUUUCCAGCAGAGGUCUUUGGUGGAUGGCCUGCUCUGACUCAUUUUUUCUCCACUUGCGUCAGAAGCAUUGACAAUUAGUCUGGUAAAAAAGGUUUAACAGCAUGCCACUCCUCCUUACUGCUACCCAUAGCUAGAAACUCUCUUGUAAUCAAUAAGUAGCAGUAGUAUUUCUGAAGUGCAUACCUUAUUAUGAAGAAACUUACCGCAUCACUGCUUCCUGAGUCACCUGACUUGGUGCCACCUAGAAGCCCAAGAUUUCAGUUCGGCCCGUUGGCCUUAACAGGCUCUCUUCUCCAUUUUGUUUUUCCUACACAUUGGGCAUCCCUUCUUCUUCUCCUCCUCUUUCAUUCUUUCUUCUUCUUUUUCUGGUGGACCAUUCUUGUCGGGCUGCAACUCAAGGACAACACUCACCUUCUUGGAUUUCCUUCCAAUGGGGCACUACCAGAUUGGAGCCCACUUUCCCUUUCGCUUCUCCUUUCUUUGAAAUAGCAAAAAAAUAAAAAUAUCUUUUAUUAUAGUA
This is a messenger RNA of Theobroma umbraticum, 2649 nucleotides long. Its product is annotated as AAA-ATPase At3g50940-like. Lineage: Eukaryota; Viridiplantae; Streptophyta; Magnoliopsida; Malvales; Malvaceae. The record is from RefSeq and is a predicted model, not a curated record. Gene Ontology annotation, molecular function: ATP binding; ATP hydrolysis activity.